Molecule: messenger RNA, 1404 nt
Organism: Rhizophagus irregularis DAOM 181602=DAOM 197198
Lineage: Eukaryota; Fungi; Glomeromycota; Glomeromycetes; Glomerales; Glomeraceae
Source: RefSeq, a predicted model, not a curated record
AAAAUAUGAAAAGGAGCAUGUAAUACCAAAAAAUAUAUUGCAUAAUCACGUGUUUAUAGAUUUUUAAGCAACUUCUCCAAUUUUUUUUUUACUUCUUGAAGAUGUCUGCUCAAGAUCAGAUUUCAACAAACACGAAGCCCGAAAAACAAACUGGUGCAAUUUAUACUAUUAGUUUAACCCCUGAACAGGUUAAGCGUAUAGAAGAGAAUCGACUUAAAGCUCAAGCGAAAUUAAGGGAAAAACAGAAACGAGAUCAGCAAAAUAAUUUAACUAGCACUGAACAAAAAGGAAUUAUUUCAAAUAAUGGAAAUAUUAAUGAAACAAAAGGGUUACGUCCUAUGAAAAAGUUCCAAAAUUAUGUGGAAUAUGAUUUCUCAAAAAUGAAAGAUACUCGUGGAGGUUUUCUAUCAGAACAACAAGAUGAAACCCCUAAAAAGAGAAAAUGGGAACCUCCUGAACCCGAAUUUGAAGCUUUAGAACCAUCCAUGAGUAUUGAUCCAGCUGAAAAUCAAAAAUGCAAAGAAUGUAAUUCAGUAGAAUUAGAUAACCUGUUUCGUAAGACUUUCAAAGUCAAUGUAUGUAAGAAUUGUAAGGAAAAAUAUCCUGAAAAAUAUAGUUUAAUAACCAAGUCCGAGGCGAAGGAGGAUUAUUUAUUAACAGAUCCUGAAUUGAGAGAUGUAGAGAUUUUACCACAUUUGUCUAAACCAAAUCCACAUAAAGCAACCUGGAAUAAUAUGAUGUUGUACCUUAGAGAACAGGUUGAAGAAUUCGCAUUCAAAAAAUGGGGAGGCGAAGAAGGGUUAGACGAAGAAUAUGAAAGGAGGGUAAGUCUCAAAAAGAAGAAAAAGGACAAGAAAUUCAAAUCAAAACUUGCAGACCUUCGAAAACGUACUAGGACUGACGUUUUAACUGUACAAAAGAAUCACAAACAUGAAUUUGGAGAGACUGAAGAAGAUCCAGAAACUGGAGUAACAACUCAAAGCUGCGAAAUUUGUGGAAUGCAAAUUGAAGUUGAUAUUCUUUAAAGACAAAUGAAAUAGUUGUGCAAGUUAAUUUUCACCUUAUUUUAAAUCAAACUCGUAGUAAUGUAAUAUAUAUAAUAAUCAUUUGGCUUAAAAAGGAACCAAUUAACGGUAACAGAAACUCGUGGAAUAAAUAGAAUAUUAAUCUUCAUCUGAAAUUUCAUCAUCAUCACUUAAGGCAGCAAUUGCAGGAUUUUUAAUUAUUUUUUGUGUAGAAGAAUCUUUGUCCACAGUCUUUUUAUUAGAUCCCUCAAUAGCACCAACAGAAAUUAGAUAAUUUUCAAGAACUUUAAUAUCAAAAUAAUGUUAACUUAAUUAAUAUCAACAAGAAAUUUAGAUUGAAAGGAAAUAAAAAAUACCUUGAAGUGUCAUAUUCAUUCCG